Argiope bruennichi is the source of this 594-nucleotide messenger RNA. Its product is annotated as piggyBac transposable element-derived protein 4-like. The coding region runs from base 96 to 539 and encodes 147 amino acids. The record is from RefSeq and is a predicted model, not a curated record. The transcript is spliced from 2 exons. NCBI's taxonomy places the organism in Eukaryota, Metazoa, Arthropoda, Arachnida, Araneae, Araneidae.
CAUUUUUUUUAAUUAGUGCUCCUAUUGAACAUAAAUAUUAUGCAUAACGUUAGUACAUAAAUUCACUUAUAUAAUAAAUAACUUUUAGUAUAAAAAUGUUUUUCGAUUCAAUUUUUUAUUUUAAUGUUGUUUCAAAAUCAUAUAUUUUUUUAACUGCCUAUUCUAAAAGACUUUUUAAUAAAAUAUAUUUUCUUUUUCCAGCUUAUACAAAACAGAUGCUGCCAUAUAAUACUAGCAACUGGAUUAAGCCCAGAAUACCAGAAGAUAUUCUACAUUUGGAAAACACUGAUGAUAAAGCGCCAUCUGUUAGCUCUAACAGAAUUUCGAAAGAUCAUCCUCUGAGAUUAUCAGGUGGUAUGAAAGAUCAUUAUCCUGUGGCAAUUCCACCCUCUGGGCGUAAGAAAUUUCCAACUAGAGUUUGCAGAGUAUGCAAAGCCCACAGCCAGAGACGUGAGACGCGUUAUGUAUGUAAAUUAUGCAAUGUUGCAUUGCAUGCGGGGGAGUGUUUUACAAGAUAUCAUACCUUAAAAAAUUAUUAGUAAAUAAUGUUUUUCUAUUGCAUUUGGAGAUGUAUUUUGUUGCAUGUAAUAUAUU